Messenger RNA from Centruroides sculpturatus (bark scorpion), 1996 nucleotides. Its product is annotated as organic cation transporter protein-like. Gene Ontology annotation, biological process: transmembrane transport. Gene Ontology annotation, molecular function: transmembrane transporter activity. The record is from RefSeq and is a predicted model, not a curated record. Gene Ontology annotation, cellular component: membrane. The transcript has 12 exons. Bases 157 to 1773 code for a protein of 538 amino acids. Lineage: Eukaryota; Metazoa; Arthropoda; Arachnida; Scorpiones; Buthidae.
AAAGUAUGAUAUUGUGGUAUUAAUAAAAUAUAAAUACUUCUAUUAAAUUGAGUUAUGUUUAUAUAUUUAUAAUAUCGAAAGAAGAAUUUCAACGAUUUCAGUCGUAAUAAGGAUCUUGUUUUAUCUUUAAAUCAUACAACUUUAAUCAGGAACACCAUGGCUGCAACGACAGAAAGCAGAAACGGAUUAUCUGAAGUUGCGGAAACGGCGAAAGAAUUUCAAGACUUUACAGAUCUUAUCGGUACAUUUGGAAGAUGGCAGAAGAUUUUAUUCGGUAUAUUCGCAUGGUCUAUCAUUGUAUCGGCAAUGAACUUUUUAAAUUGGCCCUUCUUGGCAUACAAAGUGGAUUAUUGGUGCGCGAGAACACCGAAAUACAUGAACGUGUCCGUGGAAGAGUGGAAAAAUAUCAGCGCACCUCUGGAGAUCAGAAACGGGAGAACAACACAUAGUCGAUGUGAAGUAUACGAUACUGACGAUGAAAAAUAUGGAAAGAACUUUUCAAAGAUUCCUUGUCGCUCGUGGGAAUACGAUCAUUCACAAUAUAAAAACAGUGUCAUUGAAAAGUGGAAUUUAGUUUGUGAAAGUUCUUGGUUAAGUUCUCUUUCUGGUUCUUCUUUCUUCGUGGGAUUCCUCGUGUCCGCUAUUGUAUCUGGACAGAUAUCCGAUAGAUAUGGCAGAAGACCAGUGAUAACAUGGAGUCUCGUGCUUCAUAUAACCUUUGGGAUUCUUUGUUCAUUUUCUCCAUAUUAUUGGAUGUUUACUGUAUCUCGUUUCUUCUUAUCUGCAGGAAUCACAGCCUGUAAUCUUACGUUUUAUGUAUACGUUAUGGAAGUGGUCGGACCAAGCUACAGAGAAAAGGUAAUAGUGAGUCAGUGUCUCUUUUUUUCCGUGGGGAUGUUUCUACUUUCCGGAGUAUCUUGGUUCCUGAAAAAUUGGACUUAUAUUCAAUUAUGCUGCACUCUGCCAUCUAUUAUAAUACUCCUGUUCAUCAGUUAUAUACCGGAGUCUCCGAGAUGGCUGCUAACUCACGGUCGACUACGUAAAGCAGAGAACGUUAUACGAAACAUAAUGGAAAAGAAUAAAAGACACCCCGAGCACUUAACCGAAAUUAUUGAAGAACUUUAUUGGAAGAUUAGAACGAAUGAUCAGAAAAAGAAAAUGAACUUUUUGCACUUGAUCAAAAAUAAAGAGUUACGCAAGAUUACUUUCCUCAUGUACAUCUUAUGGUUAGUAAUAAUGUUUGACGGCUAUGCAUUAGCAUUGAAUGCAGAUAUCACAGGAGGAAACAUCUUUCUUUUAUUCGCCUUAUUUGCCUCAUUACAAUGUUGUGUUUCUGGUGUGUUGAACAUUAUUUUACCUCGCUUUGGAAGAAAACGUAUUUUGAUGUUUGGAUAUUUUUCAACAGGCAUCACCUCGUUACUAAUAACAGCUGUUCCAGACGAUCUUAUAUGGCUGAGGAUUGUCUUCACAGUGUUAAGCAGAUGCUGCAUGGUUCUUGCAAUAAACACAAUAUAUGGAUUUACUUCAGAAUUGUAUCCGACUGUAGUUCGUAACGUGGGUAUUGGAUCGUGUUCUACGAUUGCCAGAAUCGGAGCGAUCGCUGCACCUUUUAUGAAGGAUCUUAGUGAAAAGAUAUACUGGAGCAUUCCGUUUAUUAUAAUAGGAAUAUUGACUCUUACAUCUGGUUUGUGCAUUGUGCCUUUACCCGAGACCAAAAGUAUUCGAUUAAACGAUACCGUUGUCAAUGAUACAGUAGAAAAUGAAGAGGAAUAAAAAGAAAAACACAUAGACCAGAAAAAUGAAGAACAUUCAACAAUUUCCUCAUUUUAAAGUAGUAAUGUUAAAAACAUGUACUAAAGAUUACACGAGAAACACCAUUUUACAUGGAAAAGUUAUUUAUUUAUGGUGAAAAGAAAUAAAUUAAUUUUAGUGGCCAUUAGGAUUGCCAAAAAGGUCUUUGAAUAUAAACAAGAUUUAAAUAUUAAUGAAUAAACAA